AUGUGGGGGAAUCCCGCCGGUGCAAAUGACUUGUCACCAUCACUCACUCCUGUCAUCUCCAUCCAUCAGUCUGACCAUAGCGUCACUUCGUUACUCAUUGAUCAGACUUGUCCCCUCUGCCGAGGAGGUCAAAAGAUGACAUACAAUUUGUCGUUUGAAUUGUGCUUUCUAAUAUGAAUCAUGGACUUACCCAGACGGACACAACGCCGCCGAAAGCGCACGAGGCAUGGAGAUGCAGCGUUUGUUCAUCGGUUUUUCAUCGCAUUGAUCACUAUAAACGCCACUUAGAUACGCACACGAGGGACAAGCCUUACAAAUGUAUCUUUUGCGAGGCACCGUUCAAACGAGGGGAUGUACUACGUCGGCACUGGAAGACUUGCGCCGUGCGCAAAGAAUCUGGCAGGGCUAUCCCAGACCCGCGGCCAGGUGGGAAGGGCAAAAAGGCAUGCGAUAGCUGCGCCGGUUUGAAGAAGUCGUGUAGCGGAGAAUUGCCUUGUGUGGAGUGUCAAUCCCGACAAAAACAGUGCACUUAUCAACGUCUCUCCGAGAGUCAUGAGCCUGAUUCCCGUGUCCGGCGUGCGGGUUGUCCUUCCGCAGAUGAUGACUACGAGAAGCCCAUUGAAGAGGACAGCCAAGGUCACAAUGCAAAGCAGUGGAAUCUUGGACUACAGACCCUCCUCCCACCUGUGCAUGCCUGGUACAGAGCACACAGUCGCUCUACCUAACUUGGUUAGCUGCAUGCUCAUGUCGAAUGACGUAAUAUUAUUGGUAUACAUCAUGGAGCAGGGUCCAAACUUCCGUCGGGGUCGUGUUCAGGCAAGAGAAUGUGGGAAGACCAGAUCGCGAAGAUGAACAGAUUGGUCUCAAUCAAUUACAAUAGGGAAGCAAUUUGGAACAAAAUGAAAGCUUAGAAUUGAACUCUAC
This is a messenger RNA of Aspergillus candidus, 924 nucleotides long. RefSeq lists its product as uncharacterized. Gene Ontology annotation, biological process: regulation of DNA-templated transcription. The transcript is spliced from 3 exons. Bases 174 to 725 code for a protein of 183 amino acids. Lineage: Eukaryota; Fungi; Ascomycota; Eurotiomycetes; Eurotiales; Aspergillaceae. The record is from RefSeq and is a predicted model, not a curated record. Gene Ontology annotation, molecular function: DNA-binding transcription factor activity, RNA polymerase II-specific; zinc ion binding.